CCCAACACCAGCACGUGACCUCGUCUGCACACCAACACGACACGAUGGCGCUUCGUUCACGCUCGGCAACGAUCGCCAAGGCGCAGAGCACGCUGGAAAUCCUCAUGAGAAUGGGCUUUCCAAGAAACCGAGCAGAAAAGGCGCUUGUAGCAACGGGCGACACGGGCGUGCAAGAAGCGAGUGAAUGGAUUUUGUCUCAUGUUUUUGAUCCGGAGCUUGACAAGGCGGGCGGUAGGGACUUCGUUGUGUAUGCGAUGCCGUUGGGUGGGCUUGGUGCGCAGCUCGGCGAGCUGUGGGACACGUCGCUCGCUCAGACGGGGAGAAAUGGCGCGCACAAGUCGUUUCCUCACGUGACUUUAUGUCAGUUUUUCAAGUGUGACAACAGCAAAGUGUCUCAGAUGAUUCAUGCCCUACAAUGUGCUAUCGACGCAAACAAAGGUUUAACUCCUGAGGAGAUUGUUAUGACUCCGUUUUUAUCAGCAUCGUAUAUCGGACUGUUUAUGGAGGAGUCAUCAGCUCAGUGGUUUCGGAAAGUUAUGAACUCAUUUGCAGUCGAAGCAUCUAAAGCAGCUGGGUGUAAGGUUGAGCCUCACCGAAAGCAACUUCAUCUAACUCUUGCAUACCAAUAUGCUACAAACCAGCAGCCAGUGUUAGAAGCAAUGGCUAAGAAAGUCAAUCCAAAGGCACCAGCAAGAUGGGAACUGAGGCUGUACUCACGCGACCCUCGCAUGGCACAAGGAGAUUUAUAUCAUGUGUUGUUUGCGCAUACUCCUCGAAGUGAUGAUGAAUUGGAACUGACAGAGGAGGACUUUAUUAUGAUUAAUCCUGAAUCGUCGCAGACCGACAGCGUUGGCUGGCUGAUCGGCACUUCUCAUCUGACGGGUAUGACCGGAGUUAUACCAGCAAAUUAUAUAGAGAAAUGUCCAGAGACAGAUGGAUGGACUCUACACAGAGUUUGGCCUGCAACUAAAAUCUCGAGCUCAGAAGAGUCACCUAUGAGCCCAGUACGUGCAGGAACCGUCGUUGCUCGACAUCAGACUCGUGGAGAGGAACAAGGAAGCCAAUACAAAUCACCAGAGGGCUUGUUCUCUCAUGAUGUUGACGUAGAAUAUGCACAAGUCAUCAAGAAGAAAGACAGAGGAGGAGCAAUAAGGAAACGAAGUAUUUCGUCAGCACCUCGUUCGAUCUUAAUUAUGAGGCAUGCCGAGCGCGUCGAUGUGACGUUUGGUCAACAGUGGAUCACUUAUUCGUUCGAUCAGGACGGCACGUAUGCACGGAAGAACCUAAACAUGCCGAGAUCUGUGCCGAAUAGGAAAGGUGGGAUUAACGACUUCAAGACAGAUGGACCGAUCACCGAGAUGGGAUUGCAUCAAGGUAGACUGAGCGGCGAGGCAAUGAAAGACAAUGGUGUGACCAUUACGCACGUCUUCUCAUCUCCGGCUCUUCGCUGUGUCCAGACUGCCGAUGCUAUCCUUCAGGGCUACAACGCUGAUCCAUCACUCAAAAUCCGUGUCGAACAUGGUCUGUUUGAGUGGCUUGCAUGGUGUCAACACGGUAUGCCAUCAUGGCUGGCUCCACACGAAAUGACUGCAUGUGGCCUAAGGGUUGAUACCAACUACAAAUCUCUUAUUACUCCCGACAAGCUGAAUCCGAAGGAAAGAGUGGAUAAUUAUUAUCGUCGAAGUGCUGAGCUCACGAAGCAUUUUCUCGGGCUUUCGGGUCCGAGUUCAACUCUACUUAUUGUUGGACAUGCAGGGACGCUUGACGCAAGCACGAGGCAGUUGGUUGGAGAGCAGCCAAGGAACGCGGCUGACUUAACUCGAGUUGUUCAGAAAGUUCCGUACUGUGGUGUGUGUGUUUGUGAGGAGUCGGACACAGGGAGCUGGCAGAUAGUUUGCCCGCCGUUUUCCACACUCACUCAUGCUCCUAAUCCACGAUACGAUUGGAGACUGGUAAAGAGCUAGUGUUGUAUGCGAACGAUAGCGAUACGCUAAGUCAUGGGUAGUUAUUGCCAAGUGGCUGUCUUUGGACAUUUUGCAUUUUCGUAUGAAACUAGGGUAUUAUGUCUAGCUGACUGGUUUGUUGGAGGAUUGAGACUAUAAGUAUGUAGUAAAUUUUUUGGUUUGUUUUCGA
Molecule: messenger RNA, 2133 nt
Organism: Corticium candelabrum
Lineage: Eukaryota; Metazoa; Porifera; Homoscleromorpha; Homosclerophorida; Plakinidae
Product: ecdysteroid-phosphate phosphatase-like
Exons: 8
Coding region: 45-1964 (639 amino acids)
Molecular function (GO): protein binding
Source: RefSeq, a predicted model, not a curated record